CUCCUGCGCGAGGAGUCUGGGAGUUGUAGUGCAGCGUUGGGAAUGACGGAGUCUGGUUGCCGGGCAACGCGCAGGCGGCUCUCCGGACUGGUUGCUAGGAGACCGAGGACGCCGGGGAGAGGGAGCAGGGACCGGCGGGAGAGGAGAGCUACCUACCGUGGACACAGGGCACUUCUAGAGAAUACAUCUGCCAGGCUGCCAGUCACUCUGUGUCUGCUCUGUCAGAGACUCCCCUGUGCCUUAGCUUCAUACCCUGCUGCUGAGGAGCGACUGACAGCAACAGAGUCAAUUCUUCAGCGACAGAGGUGUGCAAGACACAGAUCGCGUGUAAGACAGAACAUAGACCUGUAGCUAUGGAGACGGCACUGGCAGAAGUGAGCGCUCGCCCCCCUGUGCCGGUGAACAUCACGGUUCUCAGAGCACAUGAUCUGAAAGGAGUUAAAGGCGACUUCCCAGUGACUUAUCUGAGAUCAGAGUUUAACAACGUCCUCCUCGGAGACUCCCCCAAACUGGAAGUCGCCCCGGAGAAGGCUACUGAGUACAAUUUCUCCAGCAGCUUUGACAUUGGUGCAGAGAGCCCCCACAGCCUGGAUGAUGUUACUCACAAACCCGUCAUAUUGACUGUCAUUGAGAUCUUACCCAAGGAGAAGAAGCAGAAGGAGGAGAAGACCGUUGUCCUGGGACAAGCAACGGUGGAUUUGCUCCCCUUACUGCGAGGAGAAUGCAACUUCAAGGUGACCGCUCCCCUGUACCCAGUGACUGGCUCACUGCUGGAGUCCCGUCUGGAUUCCAAGGCAAGCCUGGAGGUGUCUGUGUCUAUCCCAGCGCCUUUACUCACUGAGUCCCAGAUAAGUAAUGGCAACCUGCUCAGAGCGACCGUAGAAGCCGCUUAUUGCGUCCCUGACUCCUGGAACCCUACAGGACCACAGUUCAACUACGUGGCCAGCCUGCAGAUACCCAUAAAGGGGGAGAUGCAGAGAGAUCUCCCUCUUAUAUUCUCCAAUGGAGUCCUAAAGGCGGGUGGGGAAAGCGAGACAGUCUCUCGGCAGAAGAGGUGGCCCGUCAGCGGAAUCGCAGCUCCAGGAGCGCAGAAUAUCCCAGAAGCCUUCAUCCUGGAACAAGUGUAUGAAGAAGAGGAUGGAGAAAUGAAUGGGAAAGAGGACAAGGAGUUCCGUGUAGAGGCGGAGAUCCACAGGAAGAGAGUGACAUGGGACAUAGAGAGGCGCUGCUACCUGGAUCAGUCCACCGUGAUCAGCUUGCAGAGGCGGAUUGCAGAAUGCCGGUACUGGCCGGUGGAGAUAAUGAGGGCCCCUCUUUCCACCACCAGCAAAUCCAAGCCCAGCAAGGCUGAAAAAAGCGAUGAGGAUGCCCAGGUCUCAUUCCAUGGAGUGGCGUAUGUAAAUAUGGUGCCUCUGCUGUACCCAGGUGUUAAGCGCCUGCGCGGAGCCUACCGCGUCUUUCCCUAUCAGGAGUCCGAGGUACUGGAGAAGACAAAAUGCCAGUCCAGCGUCCUGCGGGAUCUCGUGCGUCAGGACAGCUUGAUGAGUAAACUCAUAUCUGUGCCACCAGGCCUCAAUUCUCCUCAUAUGAAGCCGGCGCCCAGCCGUAUGGCGAGAGAAGAGAAGGGCUCCAAGGAGAAAGACAUUAGACGGAUGUCCGCAGUGCAGAAGACAACAGAUGCAGCAGACACUGACCCAGUGGCAGCAGUUACUCCAUCUGCCAACAUUGAAGGGCAGCAAUACGCAGAGGCCAGGACAUAUGUGGUGCUGGAACUGACCUUGGAGAAACCAUUGGUCCCCAAACGGAUGGCCGAGGAGAUGGCUUUGAAGGUAAAGGACCUUGUGCCAGCCCGGCCUCAGCUUAGUCGACGCACUGCCGGAGCCCAGAAGGCGGUUGUGGACUAUCACAGCCAGGUCACCAGUAUAACAAGUUCCAUCCUAGAAGAGUACUGCGAGCUGUUUGGCCAGCAGGAGACUGCAGGGCUGGAAGUGGAUCCACAAGUCCUGGAGGAACAGAAGUGUCAGCUCAACUAUGAGUUAAACUGUUCAGGGAAAUACUUUGCCUUCAAGGAACAACUCAAGCACGCAGUGGUGAAGAUUGUGAGGGAGAAAUACAUGAAGACCACGGCCUUUGAGGACCACGAUGAGCUGCAGGCUUUCCUGAGCGAGCUGUACGUCUACCUGGUGGAUCAGAUGCACGUCAGUCUUAACAAGAGCCUGUUUGGUGACAGAGAGGAACCACCUUCCGCCCCUACAACGGACUCUGAACAGCUCUUACGAUUCGCCAAGGAAGCGGAGAUGAAUGAGGACUUUGAUAUGGCAGAGAGGUAUUACCAGGAGAGACUGGCUCGGGACCGGCAGCUUAUCCAUCACUGGUUGGAUUACGGGAGUUUCAAGCUUUUGGUUGGCGACCACAUUAAAGCACAGGAAUGCUUCCACGAGGCUUUGCUGCUAAACUACGAGCAUAUUCCCAGCUUGCUCCUGUGCGGCAUAACAGCUGCUCUGAUGGACAACGUAGGCGAGGCAGAGGUGUUCUUUGAAGACGCUACAUGUGUGGACCCCAGCAGUGCACUGGCGUGGACCAUGCUGGGUUUGUUGUAUGAGAUCUGGGGGAAUGACAUCCGGAUGGAGAUGGCGUUCUCUGAAGCUAGAAAACUCCACCAGGCUGAGCUGGCCACUGAGGGGUCUGCGGCUCGGUCCAACUCUUCGGACAGUGGGAGGACUGUGAUUGGAGAAGCUGGGGAGAGAGCUUCCAAAGGAGGAACAGAAGUUACAGAGGGGAACCUGCCCUCAGCCCCCGGAGGCCAGUCUUCAUCAGAAGAUCUCUCCAUAGCCACCCGCCACCCGGAGGAGAGUGCCUCACACAUGGUGCCCAAGUCUCCUUCAUCGAUGGUCACCAAGAGCAAGGCUGGAGCUGACAAAGGUAACGGCGCUAGCGAAGAUCCUCCACCCAAUGUCAGCAGCAUCUUCAUGGAAGCUGCGAAAUUCCUGGCACAGGUCAAUGCCACCCAGUUUGUCCAGAAAGCGCUGUCACACGAGCUCUUGUGUCCAGAGGGAGGACCCAGCUGCAGCUACCACCUGAUGUGCGCUCAGAUGCACCUGCUGAGGAAAGAGUAUGAUGCGGCCAAUGAGAAUCUGCAGCGGGCAUCGGAGAUAGAUCACCAGAACCCGGACGUGUGGGCUCUCACGGGGCACCUGCGCUACCUGAGCGGCCGGAAGGGCGAGGCCCGGGAAUGCUAUGAGCACACCCUCAGCUUGGUGGCUGACGCCUCAGAGAUGCAUUCUGUCUACCUCCGCCUGGGGUCCAUCUACCUCCAAGAAGGAGAGUAUGAAAAGGCCAAGAAGACGUACCUGCUGGCCUGUAAACGGACUCCCACCUGCCAGACCUGGCUGGGCGCCGGCGUCGCCUGUUACAGGCUGGAGGAGAUGCAGGAUGCUGAGGUCGCCCUCUCAGAGGCCAAUGCCCUGAAUAACAGGAAUGCCGAGGUGUGGGGCUACCUAGCUCUCGUCUGCUUAAAGACUGGGAGACAGCUGGAGGCCGAACAGUCGUACAAGUAUACACGGAAGUUAAAUCUACAGAAUCAGACUUUGAUGACAGAAAUCCAUCAGCUGCAGGAGGAGGUCGGGUUUGGUGAUCCGUCCUUCUAACACCUUGACACCUACCAGCGCAGGAGACGUCAGUGAGCCCUGUAUGAGUUGGAGGUUACUGUAUGAUAGGUGGACAUCUAAUCGGCAGUAUUUUGGCAAGCAUAACAACAGAUUAUUGUGGAAGAACUAGAAGAUGUGAUAUUGGGGCAUUUCUGCUGAUGCCUAGGACAAGUCAUAUUGGCCUCAUCUGCAUCCACGUACUAUAAUAACAUAUAUGAUCUGCAGGAGGAGAACAGGUGCUUUCACUGUCUAUGGACACUUAUGCAAGUUUACAUGUGAUUUUGAUAUCAUUUGUAGUAGUAAACAUUCCAUAUGAGCCUGGCCUAAGAAAAGUGUUAUGAUCAGCAAAUAAAUGUAUGUUUGUGAUAA
This is a messenger RNA of Pseudophryne corroboree (corroboree frog), 4016 nucleotides long. RefSeq names its product cilia and flagella associated protein 70 (gene CFAP70). Gene Ontology annotation, biological process: cilium movement; cilium assembly. The record is from RefSeq and is a predicted model, not a curated record. Bases 354 to 3647 code for a protein of 1097 amino acids. NCBI's taxonomy places the organism in Eukaryota, Metazoa, Chordata, Amphibia, Anura, Myobatrachidae. Gene Ontology annotation, molecular function: protein binding. Gene Ontology annotation, cellular component: extracellular exosome; motile cilium. The transcript has 29 exons.